AUGGCGAGCAUCGACUGCAUGCAUUGGGAGUGGAAAAACUGUCCGGUGGUGUGGAAAGGCCAAUUCACAAUUGGUUUCAAAAGCAAACAUCCCUCGAUGAUUCUGGAAGCCAUUGCUGACUACCGUUUACGGAUCUGGCAUGCUGAUUUCGGUAUUGCAGGUUCGAACAACGACAUCAACGUUCUUCAGUCAUCGCCUCUCUUCAAUGAUAAGUACCGAGGGGAGGGAUUAGAAAUCAGAUUUGUAGCCAACGGCACGCAGUACCACAGGGGGUACUAUUUGGCAGAUGGGAUAUACCGUCGUUGGCCUGUAUUCGUGAAGACAGUUCGCCAACCGUUUGGAGCGAAGAAACAAUUUUUUGAGCGAAAACAAGAGGGUGCUAGGAAGGAUGUUGAGCGAGCUUUUGGUGUGCUCCAAGGGCGAUGA
Molecule: messenger RNA, 426 nt
Organism: Salvia hispanica
Lineage: Eukaryota; Viridiplantae; Streptophyta; Magnoliopsida; Lamiales; Lamiaceae
Source: RefSeq, a predicted model, not a curated record